Lytechinus pictus (painted urchin) is the source of this 4735-nucleotide messenger RNA. RefSeq names its product four and a half LIM domains protein 2-like. Gene Ontology annotation, molecular function: transcription coregulator activity. The transcript has 6 exons. Gene Ontology annotation, cellular component: Z disc; nucleus. NCBI's taxonomy places the organism in Eukaryota, Metazoa, Echinodermata, Echinoidea, Temnopleuroida, Toxopneustidae. Bases 258 to 1121 code for a protein of 287 amino acids. The record is from RefSeq and is a predicted model, not a curated record.
ACAACCAGUCAUUGAUGUUUGUGAGAAGGACUCUUUAUUUGUUGCUCUGAUUGUCCAUAAUCGGCAUUCACAAAUAAGGCAGAUGAUUGUUGUUCUUUGUCAUCAAUGAAGAGCAUUUGUCUCUCCUUUCAUUCAUGUGUUAUGUGAUAACCAAGGAAGGCUGGUCAUAGUAGUGUUUGUAUCAACUGUGGAGAUUUUAACUGCAGGAUUUUGGAUAGAUAAUUUGACUGAUUUUCACUGGAGAAUACGUAAGAGCCAUGAAUGAAAACUUCCAUAGUGGUCAUUUCUGCUGUGAGCAGUGUGACAAAGCACUGAGUGGACAGAGUUACAUCUUAAAAGAAGAGAAACCAUUCUGUGUGGCUUGCUACGAUAACUGCUUUGCUAAUGAAUGUGCUGAAUGUAACCAGAAGAUUGGACAUGAUAGCAAGGAUCUCAUUUUCAAGUCGAAGCACUAUCACGAGACAUGCUUUGAAGCCCGCUACACAUGUUCUAUGUGUAAGGCAUCUCUUGCAGACAAGGCCUUUGGUAACUGGGAUGGACAACUCUGCUGCCUCCAAUGUUACGAGAAGAACUUGGCAAAGAACUGUCAAGCAUGUGGAGAAUUAAUAAAGCCUGGAAUGAAACGUCUUGGUUUCCAAGGCAAGGAAUGGCAUGACAAGUGUUUUAGAUGCAAGGUUUGUGACAAACAUAUUGGAGGAGGUAGCUUCGUACCCAAGGAAGACAAUAUCUACUGCAGUUCAUGCUACGAGGAGACCUUUGGUACUAAGUGCGCUGGCUGUGGCAAGAUCAUCUCUACCGGUGGACUUCAGUAUAAGAAUGAGCCUUGGCACAGAGAAUGCUUUGGUUGCGCUGAGUGUGGCAAGUCUCUGUACAAUACUCGCUUCACUGUCAGAGAUGAUAAGAGACUCUGUGCUGAUUGCUUCGGAGAGAGGUACGCUAGGAAGUGUUCGGAGUGCAAGCAACCCAUCGUUGGUCAAGGUGGAACUAAAUAUGUCUGCUUUGAGCAGAGGAAUUGGCACAACAAAUGCUUCAACUGCAAACGUUGUCAAGUCUCACUGGUCAAUGAGUGCUUUGUGACGGAAGGAGAAGAUAUUAUUUGCCCUAACUGUGCACAAGGCUAAAGAAGAAGUACUUCCUGAAACCUGGCCCACCUUACCCCCUCCCCUACCCCUUGCCGUACAAUCCCUCCCACCCUAUACCCCCACACCCAACCUUUAGGCCCCACCCUUAUUAUGUAGUAAUUCAAUCAGAAUAUUAAUUGCUAGUUUAUCAUUUCUGCCACAUUUUCCAUCAUUUAUUCUUUUGACCAUAUUUCAGACAUGAAUUUAAUGAAUGGCAGUGGAUUGAAUUCUGUUGUAAUCAUUGAAGUUUAUGAUAAAACUUUUGGAUUAAUUCACAAUUUUUUUUUCCACCCAAAGUGUUGAAACAUCAAUUUGGUUUUAAACCAACUAUCCAAUUUACUCCAACAAUGCAUGUACAUGCUAAAUAUACAUUUGAAGAAUACUCAGUUUGAAUGAGCAGUGAAUAUAUACAUAAUUGCUUUAUUGAUCAGUAGAAUUUUCAGAUGUUUUUGUCAAACAUCACCAGACAAUGAAAAAAAAUACAACGUGAAGCAAUAUAUGCAUUCUGCCCCAACAAAAGUUUUUGUAUGGUUUGAAAAUUAAAUGAAUGAAAUUCAUACUGGCUUUACCUCUAAUGUGAUGAAAAUUUGGUCAUUUCCUUUUUGAUCAUUUAAUUAUUUCAAAAAAUAUGAGAGAUGGAUAUGAAAAGUACUGCAUGGAGAUAAGGUAGGCGGUGGUUGACGCUAUUAUUGGAUUUGAAAUUUCUUUUCAAUUGAGCUCUUGUAUGCAUGCUUAUGAGUUAUGAUUUACAUCUUGUUUUGAAGUAGGAAUGAUAAACUAGCAUACCAGACAAAAGUAUAUAUAAUGAAAUAUUGACUCUAUCUAUAGUACUACCGAUCUUAAUAUUGUAGUUAUUACCGACAGUCUCUUUAUCUUGGACAAAAUUGAAAUAAUUCAUCUUUAAAUCUAUUUAUUUAUUGUUUAAUCAAUUGAACUUAUGUGACUGUGUCUGUAAUAGAGCAAAGAAAAAAUGAAAACAUGCCUUGGCAGUACUGUCUUGUUGGACUUUUUUAUGUCAAUAACACAAGUACUAUUUACUAGAUUGUUGUAUUUAUAAAAAAGUAAUAAAUCAUGAAAAAAAUAGAAUAAAUUAUGCAUAUGAUUUGAAGGAAAAUACUUUUAAAUAUAGUAUUUAUUACUGUUACUCCAUUGCAUAAUAUCUGCUUGAUGUAGGGAAAUGCAGAGAACAAAUCAUGUAUUCUUAUAUAUCUAGCUAAAAAUAUGCAGUGAUUUUUGUUGAUAGUGUAUGUUGAAUGAAGGAAAUGUACAUUUUGAUUAAUUUAUUAUGACAAUUGCUCACUAAAUAUUGCAAUUUAGUUUGUAGUAUGUUUAUGUUUUUAUGAAUUUUAAACUUUUUUUUGUUUUGAUCGUGAAGUGCAAAAACCAAUAUUGUAGAUAACUUAGUCUUUGUAUGAUAUUAUAUUUCAUUUUAAUGUUGUCAGUUAUUAUACUGACACACUGCAUAGCAGCAUUAUUGUGGAUGCAUAAGACUUGCAUUUAGUGGCAAAGAAUAAGCCAAGUUUUGCCUCACAUUACAACAAGCUUUUCUUUCAUAACUUCUUGCCUGACACUAUCAAACAAUUACAUAACAGGCAUUGUAAUAAACUUAUUGUUGUCAUCUUUUUAUCUAAUUUUAAACUGAUAAAAUGAACUUCUUCAUGUACAGAGAAAUAUCUUAAUCUUCAACUCUUUGAUAUUUCAAUUAGAUUUUUAUAUACUUUAAGAUAAAAAUCAUACAUUUUUUUUCUUUCUAUCAAUGAAAUUGUAAAUAGGAUAUGUUUAGUUUAUUAGACAAGUAAUAUUACCUACACAACUGGUUAAGAAAAAGUCAUCUGAUUUUGAAUGAUCUCUUCUUACAAUAUAUGUAGCUAUAUACAAAUCAACAUUUCACAGUAAAUUGUGCAAAAGGAAUUUUAUUUGUUCACUUGCUUAUUUUCAAGAUUUCUUCAUUAAAAAUAAAACUAUAUUCCAUUCUAUUCUUCUAACGAUUUUUUUUCUGAAGAAAAAAAUGUUGCGGCAAGGAAAAUCACUGAACCAAGUCUUGCUGCAGUCACGCCAACGAGACCGACUCCAAACCGAUCGACGGUACGCCAUUCAAAAUAAUGUUAUUACUUUGAUCGGUCUAGAGUCAGUUUCGUGGCCUGACUGAAGUAUUAUUAGAAGUGGGUUUUAUGAUGUUACUGUAUUUAUUACAGCAAUACAACAUUAUUGUAUCAAUGUUACAAUAUCAGAAUUUGCUUUUUUAUAGUGAUAGAUAUGAUCAUUUCUGAUUCCUGAUAGUGUAUCAUGAAGCAAUAAUAUUAAUAUUCUGGAAGACGAUAUGAAUGGAGAAUGUCGAUUGAUUGUUGCUUGUAAUAUAGGCAAAGGUACAAUAAUCAGCGAGUUAUAUCAGAACUAUGUCAGAAGUCUGGAAAAAGAAAAUUGUGAUAAUAGGAGUGACAAGAAUGGAAUGCUUGUCAUUGUAUUUUUUAUUAGGAAUAUCAAUGAUGGUUUAACUUAGGAUUCUGAAUACUGUUAAUGAAUCUUAUUGAAAGUAGGUUAAGUCAGGAGAGAUAAUAAUCAUUAAUUUUUUUUCCAAAAAAAAGCCAAUUGACAUCGUCAACUUUUAGUCAUUUCCUCAAGUUAGUUUGCAGUAUUAAUCUUCCUUCUGAAAUACUCUGAAAAAAAAAUGUUUUGCUCAUUGUGAAAUCAUACUUGGUGUAAAUGUACAUAAUUUGACAUAAUUUUGAGAAGGUAAAUCAAUUUUGUCUUUUCUACAUAUCUGGUCUUCAUUGCAGAACUUCAUAGCAAUAUUCAAGUCUUAUAAUGAUUAUAAUUGAAAGUUUAUAUACAACCUUUAUUGCAAUGAAAAUGAAAUCAUGUAUUAAACAUCAGACUAUUAAAGAGAGCAAGGCUUGACAAUCAAUAGUAUCUUUACUUUUUUUUCUCAUUUUGAUAAAUUAUUUCAAGUUCAUUCUAAUUAAAUUUUCCAAUACAAUUAUGUAGUGUGAUAUUAAUUUAGUAGUCUUUCAUUAGCUUUUGUGGAUAUGACCGAUUAUUUCUUGUAAAAUGAGAUGUUCCCUUCUUCGAAAUUACCUUUGUAUUUGUAUCAAAUAAUAAUAAUAUACUUUCCAACUGAUGUACGCCUGCAGCUUUUAAUUGAUUAGAAAAUUGCAACAUCUCAUGAAAAUUAGUUUAUAAAAUGAUAGAAUCUCUGUGAUCCUUUCUGUCAUUAAAAACUUUCUAAGAUAUCAAAAUUUCAGUUUUUAAUUAACAAAUUGGUAUUUUCUUUCAAAUAACUCGCACACAAAUGAAUCUCAUAAUUUGCUAGAUCGUAAUGAAUGUAUGAUACAAGUUAGUAGUGUAAACUUAGCAAUAUUGCAUGAAUGAGCAGUUUCAUGUAUCUUGUAAGUUCAGAUGAUAUAUCAAUGCAUAAACUCUCGUUGAAUUAUUUAUUAUUGAUAUCAUUUUACUUUUCUAAAUCAGUGUUGGGCUCGUAAAUGAGAUACAUACAUUGAUGAAUUAGUUUCUGAUAAAUUAAAAUGACUGGUAUUGUUUAGGUAAACUAUGAGUUUUAUUCUUCCUAGAUAUGUAUAGUGUGCAUUAAAAUUCUCUUCCAGACAGUUUUAAUCUAA